AAUUCAGCAACCUCCUUUGUAAAUUCUCUGUUCUGUAGAGAUUACUUAAGUGUGGUGUGGUGUGUGCUUUUUAGCUAUAGCUUCCGUCUGGUUUGUGCCUCGAUAUCAGAUCUCAGAUUUAUUAUGUAUAUGUUUGCGUUGAUGAUAUUGCCCUAAUUUUGGUAUGUUGUUGAUUUACCGAUUUAAUUGUUUUUAAGGUUUCAACUUUUGUUAUGAAAUUGUAGAUAUUUUUGGAUUGAGAACUCUUUCGCCGGAAUAAUAAUGAUCUUGACUUGGCUAACCGGGAAGCCCAGGAAUGCGAUGUCUAUGCUUCAAAAACCAAUAGACGACCUAAACAAGACCCUCGAGACUCUUAAACAGAAGGAGAAAGUCUACCUCGAGAAGGCUGCCAUAAAGGUUGAGGAAGCAGAAGAACAUCGCCGGGAAAAUAGCAAACACCGGGUCGUACACUGUUUGAAAAUCAAGGUGAUGUACGAGGGUUUAGCUCAAAAUUUUCGGAAUUUACAGCUGAUGGUACAUGACGAAUUGAUUUUGAUGGAACGUAUGAAAAAGGAAAUGAUUGAAGCGUUGCAGGCUAAAGAUCUCACAACCAAGAACAAGACUACUUCUGAUCAUGUCUUUAUUUAUAUUUCUUUCCUCGUUUUAGUAUUAACAUACUAUAUUGUAUCCCUUUAUCUAGCUAGGUAGCUCAUAUUAUUGGUCUCUACUCUCUAACUACACUUCGAAUUGUGAUAUGGGAAAGUACAAAUUCCAAUUUUGAGUUAUCCCACCAAUAUGCUUAACUUAUGUUCUUCUGUUCA
Messenger RNA from Capsella rubella, 800 nucleotides. Its product is annotated as vacuolar protein sorting-associated protein 32 homolog 2-like. The transcript is spliced from 4 exons. The record is from RefSeq and is a predicted model, not a curated record. NCBI's taxonomy places the organism in Eukaryota, Viridiplantae, Streptophyta, Magnoliopsida, Brassicales, Brassicaceae. Bases 262 to 687 code for a protein of 141 amino acids.